AUGUUGAAACCCAUCGCUGCCCCAAAAGCGACAAGAAUCCACAAUAUACGACCUGAUGACGUUUACUGCUUCGGCGAAAAGUGCUCACAAAUUCUCCCCCCACUUGAUAAAUACCAUCUUCUAUCUGCAAGCAUAUUUUCCUUGGUCUGCUUCACCAUUACUACAAGCCUGUACUGCGUGUUGUUCUACGGCAUAAAGAAGCAAGCCAUUCAUAUAGCAAGCGUGAGGUCUUCAGCGUCAAGCCUUGGGCCUACCACUCCUGCGGCAAACGGCAAACCGAAUGCAAAACCAGACGUUCCAAAAACGCCUGAGAUCCGGCCCGAAGGCUGGCGCGACGGGCUGGAGAACGUUCCAGUUUUUCCUGACGAUGAUGACGUGUUUCGAUUUGAUGACGUCAUGAAAAAUAAUGACAUCAAUAAAAAAAUCCCAAUGCAGCGACUGGACAUUCCCUCUGUGACGUCACAGCCCGUGACGUCAUUAAAAGUGACGUCACCGCCUACGAGAUCGCCAAGGUUACGUCAUACACCUCGAUACAGGUCCUCGGUGACUAGGAGCGUGUUUGGGGCGAUUCGUAAAGUGAGCAGGGUGGGUCGGCAACGAUCGAAAGUCGCUAGGAGGAGGGAUGUAAAAGUUAUGAGGACCAUGUUCGUCAUAAUGGCUGUCUUUGUCGUCACAACAGCACCUCUUAUGCUGUUUAUUCUAUACACGACAAAACACAAUGAUCGGAGUCUGAAGGAGAUAUUUAAUUAUUUGUUACAGGUAACAACGCUCAACUCGCUGUUAAAUCCAUUCCUAUAUUUCCUGCGCGUUCCUGCCAUGAGGGGAAAGCUUAAGAAGUUACUACGGGCUUUACGUUGGGAUAAUUGCCCUCUUCGGAUCCGAAAGAAUCCGAAACCUGCGUCAAAAAUCCGAAACAAGAGUGCGAGCUCGGAGUCAGGAAACUCAAGUUCGUUUUAAUCAGUGUUUCUCAAACUUUCAUGGAUAAUUGCCUUUCAGAGACACUCAAAAUCAAGAUUUGUCUUAAUGCAUUUACGUCGGUUAUUUUAUUUACCGUGGGGUGGGGGAAGAUGGGACACCUUUAGCACAUAAUAUC
Messenger RNA from Ciona intestinalis (vase tunicate), 1093 nucleotides. Lineage: Eukaryota; Metazoa; Chordata; Ascidiacea; Phlebobranchia; Cionidae. The record is from RefSeq and is a predicted model, not a curated record.